UGGAAACGUCGAAGAAAAGGAGCUGCUUCCUGCGGCUCACAUGUACACACUCGCAGACUAGAUGAUGGCAACUUCAAAGAGUAAUGUUUCCACAAACAGCGGCCUUAAAGACACCACCUCAGACGCCACUGACGAGGAGACAAACGAGUUGUGUCCUGGUUUUAAAGACGUGGACGCCUUCGUUAAAUAUGGAUUGGGUGCUGCGUUAUCUGCCACCAAAGCAUCUGGAGCCUUGCCUCAGGCCGGAGAUGAAUAUGAUUUCUAUCGGAGCUUCCCAGGGUUCCGGGAGUUCUGUGAAAGUCAAGGAGAUAAGCUCUUGCUCUGCAUGAGCCAGAUAAUGCAGCACCACGGCUGCAGAUCUCACAUGAGAGACCGGGACAAGCUGACGGGGCUGGAGGAGAGGUUUGACUUGGUUGUGGACUCAAAUGACGUCAUCCUCGAAAGAGUGGGGAUUCUCCUUGAUGAAGCUGAUGGGGUGAACAGGAGCCAGCAGCCUGUCAUGCCUGCAGGGUUUCAGCCUCCCAAGAUUGUAGUUUCCAGCUGGAAUCGCAAGGGUUCAGGUUCUGGCAGUCAUUCUGAGAAGUUCCGACUGCUCCACGCAAAGAAUAUUCAGAGGCCUCAGCUGAAAUUCAAGGAAAAAGUUGACAACAGCAACACACCAUUUAUUCCCAAGAUCUUCAUCAAACCCAAUGCAAUAAAGCCUCUUCCUUCUUAUUUCACAGACAGAAAUAUCAGUAAAGAGAGACCUGAGGACCUUGAUGUCCCGGCUGCCCUGGCUGACUUUAUUCACCAGCAGAGAACUCAGAAGCAUGUUGAAGACAUGUUUGCACAUCCAUAUCAAUAUGAAUUAGACCAUCUUGCGAUACCAGAAAGCCUUCUUGCUAAGCCACAACCGCAGAUGUACAAACCAAUGGCUGAGACCAAGUGCUCUUUCAUCAACACACUGGAGGAUCUAGUGACUCUGAAUGAGAAGCUGUGCAAAUUGUCUGAAUUUGCAGUGGACCUUGAGCACCAUUCCUACAGGAGUUUCCUUGGCAUCACGUCUCUGAUGCAGAUCUCCACCAGAGAGGAGGACUUCAUCAUUGACACCCUGGAGCUCCGUAGCGAGAUGUACAUCCUGAACGAGGCAUUCACUGACCCGGCUAUUGUCAAGGUAUUUCACGGAGCUGACUCUGACAUCGAGUGGCUCCAGAGGGACUUUGGCUUGUAUGUCGUCAGGCUUUUUGACACUCAUCAGGCCAGCCGAGCUCUGAACCUGGCCAGACACUCCCUCGACCACCUGCUCACACACUUCUGCAAUGUGACCUCAGAUAAACGCUACCAGCUGGCUGACUGGAGGAUUCGCCCCUUGCCAGAUGAGAUGGUGCAGUAUGCCCAGACAGACACCCACUACCUCCUUUACAUCUACGACUGUGUGAGGGCGCAGCUUUUGGACUCGAACCACGGGCAGCCUGGCCUUCUGCAGUGUGUCUGGAACAAAAGCAAAGACAUUUCCCUGAAGAAAUAUGUGAAGCCUAUAUACACAGAGGAGUCAUAUCUGGAGCUGCAAAGGAAGCAGAAAAGGUCUUUUAACACCCAGCAGCUCACUGCCUUCAGACUGCUCUUUGCCUGGAGGGACAAGCUGGCCAGGCAGGAAGAUGAAAGCACCGGAUACGUCCUGCCUACUCACAUGAUGAUCAAGAUAUCUGAGGAGCUGCCCAAAGAGCCUCAGGGCAUCAUUGCCUGCUGUAACCCUGUACCCCCACUGGUGAGGCAGCAGGUCAAUGAGCUCCAUUUGCUCAUGCAGCAAGCCAGAGAAAUGCCUCUCCUUAAGACCGAGAUUGCAGCUCAAAAGAAGAAGGGACUCACACCCAUUAGAAAGCCAGAGGUCACAUUGUUUGGUCCUCAUGAUACAUCCAGGAUCUCUGAAAGUGACCUCCACCCAUUUUCUCUUGAUGACCUGCCUGUGAAACAAGGGAUCCUCUUCUCAGAUGAUGAGCACAAAAUGGAAAGUGGUCUCAUGGCAGCAGCUAAAAUCACACUGUUUGAGGAGCCAGAGACACAGGAUAAUCAAGAGUCCCUCCCUGUGGCUCAAAUGAAAGCCAGACGUAUCAUUGAGUCUUUUGAAAAUCCUUUCAGAAUGUAUUUACCCUCCAGUGAUGUGCAUGUCAACAAAAAUGCCAAAUUUGACCCAUCUUCAAAAAUAUUUGAGAUCAGUAAAAGAUGGAAGCUGCAGAGUAUUGAGCAGCAGCAGAAGGAGUUGGAGACCAAGAGGAAAGCCAAAGAAGAAGCAAAAGAAAAGGCAAAGAAAGUGGCAGAGGAAAGAAACAGGGCUAAACAGAGCUACCAGGAGUCUCUAAAGAACGUUGCCACUGUUCGCCAGCAAGCUGCGGAAUCUGCAAAAGGCAGCGAAAAGAAAAGAGAGAGGGCCCCCAGUGAGGUUGGAGAGUCGACUCCCAAACCGAGUAAGAAGCUGAUGAAAACUGAAGAGCAGACCCAGAAGACAGAACUGCCUGCCCAGGACAGCUUCAAGCCCUUCGACUACAGCCAGUCAGACUUCAAAGUCUUUGCUGGUAACAAAUUAAAGGAUAACUCUCAGUUUGAUCCAAACCGACAGGCCCAUGACUCUAAGAAAAAGAAAAUUCCCAAGGGACAAAAAUCCAAUUUUGGACAAGGAGGCCGGAGUAUGUCAUAUGUGGCUGGAAAAUCGGACAGAGGAUUCCGGCAUAACUGGCCCAAAAGAUAAAUUCCAUCUGAUGUCUAUUUUCUGUCCCAUUUUAAAACAUUUUUUUUUCAUCCCACAGAAACAGUUUUCCCCUUCUUUCCAUCUUGCCAGUGAAAUUCAGUAUUUAAUAAUGAAUUUCAAAGUGUAUUUUUUUUUUCUAUCUGUGGAACACUUUACCUUGUAAAUAUGUGGACACACAGACUUCUUAUUAAAGAUGAUUUUAGAUGAA
This is a messenger RNA of Scatophagus argus, 2933 nucleotides long. RefSeq names its product exosome component 10 (gene exosc10). Gene Ontology annotation, cellular component: nucleolus; nuclear exosome (RNase complex). Gene Ontology annotation, biological process: nuclear polyadenylation-dependent snoRNA catabolic process; nuclear polyadenylation-dependent antisense transcript catabolic process; histone mRNA catabolic process. The record is from RefSeq and is a predicted model, not a curated record. The transcript is spliced from 25 exons. NCBI's taxonomy places the organism in Eukaryota, Metazoa, Chordata, Actinopteri, Scatophagidae. The coding region runs from base 62 to 2725 and encodes 887 amino acids. Gene Ontology annotation, molecular function: nucleotide binding; 3'-5'-RNA exonuclease activity; nucleic acid binding.